Messenger RNA from Drosophila ficusphila, 1745 nucleotides. RefSeq lists its product as uncharacterized. The transcript is spliced from 2 exons. The coding region runs from base 924 to 1745 and encodes 273 amino acids. Lineage: Eukaryota; Metazoa; Arthropoda; Insecta; Diptera; Drosophilidae. The record is from RefSeq and is a predicted model, not a curated record.
CUUAAAAAAUAAUAAUUAAAAUUUUACAAAUGAAAUAUAAAAUAUAAUUAUUUAUGAACAAAAUAGUGAUGUUCAUUAAAUAUUUCGGACAUAGUUUUCAACUUCUUAACCAGUUUUAAAACAGACCUGUUAUUACAAAUCUAUUUACAUCACCCCCCGUUCUUAUUUAAUAUUUCCCUUUGGUUUUAACACCCUAUCGCUAACUACUCAAGAUAUUUUUUAACGUACGCCACCUAUUGGCCAUUUCACCAAACCAGAUAUGGUAGAAGUUUCAAUCGUUUCGCUACUUUCGUUCAGUGCGAUCGAGUUCGUGUCUUAACUCUUUCGUUUCAAGAGCACCACUUUUUUCAGCAGCACCAUAAAGUAGGCAGCAAAAACCUUCAGUUUCCAAAGUGCUUGGGAAAAAAGAAAAGUUUGGCCCAAAUCAGGUGACGACAGUGAAUGUGCCCCAAAGACAGAAAAAACCGAAAAUACAUAUGCCCACGGUCUAGUAAGUCGGAUGCAAAGACAGAGGAGAAUGGCAUUGGCAACGGUAGUCGAAGUCACGCAGGAGCUCAAUAGCUUAGAACGAGCUGAAAAGUGGGAAUAUAAUUGCAAACGAAACUGCAUUUCGGAGGCUUUCGCAGCGAAAUCACGAAAGCGCAGCCCCAGUGGCCAACAGCAUCUGGCUAAUUGCCGUGAUAUUUAGACUAAGACAAAGCGUGUGUUUCUGUGUUUUUGUGUUUUUCAAUUUCAGGCAGCCGGCCGACAUGCGAUAUUUGUAGCCACAGGUAUAAAAUGCAUUAGAUCCACCGGCCAGCACUCAGUUGAUCCCCCAAAGAGCAGCGCCCGGCGUCUUCUCUCCAGUUUAUGCCUCACCACCAGGAUCGGCCAAGGAUCCUCAUCUCGCCCAGCGUCGAACAGCAAUAUCCUCCAGCCGAGUCAUGGUCAAGUACGUGUGGCAUGUGGCGGCCCUGAUGAUCGUCUUCUGCUGGCUCUCCAGUGCCCGCAGUGCCAGCUACCAGCACCAGAAUCCCAACAGUCUGAGUUCGGUUCCCAAGCCCCCGACCAGCAGCCCCUCGAGGGGUUCCUCGGGGUUCUGGAAGGACAUGUCCAUGGUCUACCGCAUCUACCAGCAGUGCACCGGUGACAACAUGUCCGUCUGCCUGAAGGUCAAGCUGCUGACCGGCUUGGAAAAGGCCUUCCGGUCGGCCAAGACCCUCUCCCUCACGGAGGGCAUUCAGUUCGUUCGUUCUGGUGAAGAAAGUGGGGAGUCGAAACGGGCUCCCAUCAGCGAACAAGACAUCGAGGCUGUCCUGCCCAGGAGCCUGGACGCCAAGGAGCAGGUGCUGAACAACAUGAUCCUGAAGCGGGUGGGCAACUUCCUACAGGACCACACUCUGCAGGUGAAAUUCGACUCCGAGACAAGUUCGGUGGAGGGUCGCAAGAAGAAGGAGAAGAAGAACGGCGCCAUGAUCAUGAUCCCAUUGCUGCUGGGCGGCACCUUGGUGCCGCUGGCCUACGGAGCCCUGGCCAUGUUGGCCGGAAAGGCGCUGAUCGUGUCCAAGCUGGCCCUGGUCCUGGCCUCGAUCAUCGGCAUCAGGCGGCUGCUGAGCGGGGCCCACUCCGGGAAGGAGACCUCACACGAGGUGGUCGUCUCCGCGGGCGGCCAUUCCGGAUGGGGUCGGGAGCUGGACACCGCCUACAGCGGAUGGAAGCCGGCGGCCAAGGAAGCGGCGGGCCAAGGAAGCGCCAAGAGCCUGUGA